Messenger RNA from Parathielavia appendiculata, 1230 nucleotides. RefSeq lists its product as uncharacterized. NCBI's taxonomy places the organism in Eukaryota, Fungi, Ascomycota, Sordariomycetes, Sordariales, Chaetomiaceae. The record is from RefSeq and is a predicted model, not a curated record. The coding region runs from base 418 to 1188 and encodes 256 amino acids. The transcript is spliced from 2 exons.
UCAUGUGGCCCAGAAGCCGCUUUCCGUUCUGGCGACUGAGGCGUAGAAGGACUAAAAAGGCCACGAUGAGUGCUCGAGUUUCGUUGAGAAGAGGCUUCACCAUCAAAACGCCCACUCCGCCAGACUAGCAGCAUCCGACAUGCCCUCAAUGUAGGCAAGUCGCUCCAUCCUUCCCUGCACAGACAGUUGACCCUCAUUAGACCGCUCAAAGCCCAAAUCGGCAUCCGCGACCACUGGGCCAAGGAAGACAGUCCCCUCCAAAAAUCCCUGCGGGACCUGCAGGAGCUGCUCGGGCACAGUGUCGUGGUCGAACCGGAAUGGCAGCUCCUCAUCGCCGAGCUGGAUGCCGUCUAUGCCGACAAGACCAACCUUGUUGCCGUUGUCGCCGGCUGUGUUCAGGCCUGGUUCAAGAGCAUGAUGGAGCUCCUCGACGACUCGGGGAACGAGGCUUGGACCGAGAAGGUCCUUGAGAAGAUGCAGCGGCGGAUGCAGGUGUUCGUCGACGUCGCCAGCUCCGACAGGGCGUCGACGACGUGGUCUGAAAAGCGCGGCGGGUUUGUGCUGAGCUUGCCCAAGCAGCAGGUCUACCAACCUGCUGAGCUAUUUCGUGUUUUUCGAGAAGGGCUGUUGGCGUGUUUCGAUGAGAAAAAACCGCAGCUGACGCAGAGCAUGGUUGCUGGGGGUGCGGAUAAUUGGGAAGCAGUAGAGAUCGAUGUCCCUACUGGCAAGGCCGAAGUGGUCGAGACGGCCCCGGCGUUGCGGGCAUCGACGCGAUCCAAGGUCGACUUCCUCCCAAAUCUGGCUUCCCUGCCCCGGCCUGACCAGCUGUUUUUGCAACCGCCAUACCAUCUCACCCUCACUCAUGGCCGCCAGGAGAUCGAGUUGCAGUGCAGCCACAGUCCCUCUCUGCAGCUCCUCGCGGAUUACCUGAAGCGUUGGUGUCGAGUGAACCAUGCCGAUACAAGGAACCCGCCUGCCGUCCAGGUCACUCUCCACCAGUCUGCCUUUGGCCUGGGCGAGAUGUUCGACCGACUGACGCUCAACACCGAGGAGACAAGGUACACCAAUCAAUUCACGGUGACAUCCCCAAUGAUCGUGGCCCUGAUUGAGGGAGUGCUUGGAUACGAGUUGGUUUCAACCAAUGGAGCAUGGCAUUUUCGGAAGGACACGGCGUUGAAAGCAUUGUAACAUCGCAUCGUGUAGCAAACCUGAAUACCAUUCACCCCAGCC